AUGCCAAUAGACAUGAUGUUUCAUGUGCCUUUAAGAGGCUGUGAGGAUAUUAUUGCCGAGAGCAUCUCACUAGACACCUUAAUUGCCAUUCUGAAGUGGAGCUCUCAGCCGUACGGUUCCAAGUGGGUACAUCGCCAAGCACUACAUUUCCUCUGUGAGGAGUUUACCCAGGUCAUGACUUCGGAUGUCUUUUAUGAACUCAGCAAGGACCACCUGCUCACAGCUAUCCAGUCUGACUAUUUACAGGCAAGUGAACAAGAUAUUCUCAAAUACCUGAUUAAAUGGGGAGAACACCAGUUGAUGAAGAGAAUAGCAGAUCGAGAACCAAAUUUACUCAGUGGUACUGCUCACAGUGUGAACAAAAGAGGUGUGAAGAGGAGAGAUCUUGACAUCGAGGAGCUGAGAGAGAUCCUGUCUCCGCUUUUACCUUUUGUCCGCAUUGAGCACAUCUUACCCAUGAAUAGUGAAGUCCUGAGUGAUGCAAUGAAGAGAGGCCUGAUUAGUACUCCUCCUUCAGACAUGCUACCAACAUCAGAAGGUGGAAAGUCCAAUGCCUGGCUGCGGCAAAAAAAUGCUGGAAUAUACGUGCGGCCAAGACUGUUCUCACCGUAUGUGGAGGAGGCAAAGAUCUUGAUGAAAUUCCACCGGAAACAAAGCAGCGUUCUGAGGGAAACCUCCCUGGUUUCCAGCCAGUUUGCCGGCCCAGCUCCUCGGCAGCCCUCCUGGCAGGCGGAUGGCAAGUCGGUUCUGGAUGAGAUGAUGGUGGAACAAACAGAUCUUGUUCGUCUGCGGAUGGUCCGGAUGUCCAACGUGCCCGACACCCUUUACAUGGUGAACAACGCGGUGCCGCAGUGCUGUCAUAUGAUUACCCACCAGCAAGUUAGCACUAACCAGUCCAGUCCUCCUUCAGUGAUAGCCAACGAGAUCCCAGUUCCCAGUCUCCUCAUUGUGAAGGAGAUGAUCCGGCGGCUGCAGGAGCUGCGCCACACGGAGCAGGUGCAGCGGGCGUAUGCCCUGAACUGCGGCGAGGGCGCCACAGUCAGCUACGAGAUUCAGAUUCGUGUGCUGCGGGAGUUCGGGCUCUCGGAUGCUGCUGCUGAACUUCUGCAGAAUCCUCACAAAUUCUUUCCUGAUGAGCGAUUUGGGGACGAAAGCCCGCUCCUGACAAUGAGACAGUCUGGACGGUGUCGUGUUAACAGCACUCCCACUGCAGAAACCAUGUUUACAGAACUGGACUCUUUUGUGGCCUUCCAUCCACCAUUGCCCCCUCCUCCACCUCCAUACCACCCACCAGCAACUCCUAUUCAUAACCAGUUCAAAGUGGGCUGGAAACAAAGGGUGCCAAGUCAACAUCCCUCCCGUUCCUUUUCCUACCCAUGUAACCACUCGCUGUUCCACUCCCGAGCUGCCCCCAAGGCUGCGCCGCCCGUCUACUUGCCCAGCGUGAAAGCGACACCGCCGGAUUGCACCAACACUGCAGGGCUGGGGAGGCAGACGGUGGCUGCAGCCACGGCAGUGAUGGCAGCUGAGAAGCAAGUAUGUACUCAGCCCUUGCUAAAUGAACUGAUGCCAGAUAUUGCAAUGGGUGUGUCAGUGAUGUCUCUAAAAGACAGAAGAUUACCAGAGCUCACCGUUGACACGGAGAUAAGCCAGACGGUUACAGAGGUAGGGCCCGGUCCACCCCAGCACAUUUCAUGUGUUCAGAACAGACACAUGCCCACUUCUCGAAAGAAACAUGCAAUAGAGCAAAAAAUAGAUGCCCGAGAAAAUCAGCAGUAAUAUCCUGACUUCUAUGACUUCUCUAAUGCUGCAUGCAGACCCUCUACUCCAGCACCCAACAGGCACAGUCCUUCGCCUUCACAAGGCAUAUAUUUUGGCCCAGAUUUGUACAGCCACAAUAAGGCAUCACCAAGUGGCUUAAAGUCAGCCUACCUACCUUCCCAGAUAUCUCCUAAAAAGCAAGAGGAUUCUCGGAGGGAAUACGUGCUCUCCCAAGAUGGGCAUCAGCAUAGACAAAAGAAUGAGCCAAUACACCUCGAUGUCUUAGAGCAACCUCCCCAGCGACUGGACUUGGCGUUGGCUGCCCAGGAAAGUGCUGGUAACGGCCCAGUUCACAUCAGGGGGAGAACAAAGAUGGAAACCGACUUAACCUAUGGGCUAACCUCCAGCAGACCUCCGCUCUCCACAUACGCUUCUGAUGGGCAAGAAGAGAGACCCAGCAGGAGACUGACAGAUGAUGAGCCAUUGGAACAUGGAGCACAGAGGAACGCAGAUUUGGAAAGGGAAGAUGCAGUAAGCCGAGGAAGGAGGUCUCCAAACAAACCAGACUUCCUGUAUAAAAAGUCUGCCCUUUGA
Messenger RNA from Nestor notabilis (Kea), 2355 nucleotides. RefSeq names its product BTB/POZ domain-containing protein 7-like. Gene Ontology annotation, biological process: morphogenesis of a branching epithelium. Lineage: Eukaryota; Metazoa; Chordata; Aves; Psittaciformes; Psittacidae. The transcript is spliced from 10 exons. The record is from RefSeq and is a predicted model, not a curated record.